Messenger RNA from Telopea speciosissima, 750 nucleotides. Its product is annotated as alpha-1,3-arabinosyltransferase XAT3-like. Gene Ontology annotation, molecular function: glycosyltransferase activity. NCBI's taxonomy places the organism in Eukaryota, Viridiplantae, Streptophyta, Magnoliopsida, Proteales, Proteaceae. The coding region runs from base 1 to 750 and encodes 249 amino acids. The transcript has a single exon. The record is from RefSeq and is a predicted model, not a curated record.
AUGAAGAACCAAGCAAUACUAAAGCAACUUUCGAGGUACGAGAUCAUCAACAUUGAUACUGAAGAUAAAGUUCAUUGCUUCCCACAUUUGAUAGUUGGUCUUAAACAUUACAAGGAGUUGAGAAUUGAUCCUUUAACAGCUUCAAAAGGGUACUCCAUGAAAGAGUUCAGGCAGCUCAUAAGAAAUGCCUACUCAUUGAAGAAAUUAACUGCAAUCAAGAUUGGUUCUGAUUCACAAGAGAAGCCAAGGUUUCUGAUCUUAACAAGGACUGAUACCCGAAAAUUUUUGAAUGUCGAUGAAAUAGCCGAAUUGGCUAAAAGCAUGGGCUUUGAAGUAGUAGUCUCUGAGGCAAUGACAGAUUUGGAUAAAUUCUCUCACAUUGUGAACUCCUGUGAUGUGAUGAUGGGAAUUCAUGGAGCAGGGCUCACAAACCUUGUUUUUCUUCCUAACAAUGCAAUAUUGAUACAGGUACUUCCUUUGGGUAGAUUUGAAUGGUUGGCUUCUAAUUGUUUUGGUGACCCAGCCUUGGAUAUGGAGUUAAGGUACAUGGAGUAUCAGAUAAAAGAAGAAGAGAGCUCUUUAAUAGAACAAUACCCACUUGACCAUCUAGUUUUUAAGGAUCCUCAUUCAAUACAUAAGGAUGAUUGGGGAUUAUUUAAAUCUGUAUACUUAGAUAAGCAAGAUGUAAAGUUUAAUGUCAGUAGGUUUAAAUCUACAUUGAUAGAAGUCCUUGAGCUUCUCCACCACUAG